UUUUAUUAUCAGUUGGCUUUGGUUAUCAUGAGAAUGAGAAUUUACCUUCUCAGCCAAAGGCAAGCAUUGAAAUAAUACAUAGAAAGCCUGGAAGAGGUGUGUUGGGGUGUCUUUUAUACCCUAUCAACUGCAAAUUAAGAGGAUUACAGGUGUAUCUGGCUUGUAACCUGCCUGGAGAGGAUCCUGCGUGCUAAUAGUGCAGAGGGAGCCUUGCUACGUGCCCACUAAGAACCCGCCAGCAGGAGGCUGAUCAUUCUACUUCUUGCGGCCACAAUGCUGACUGCCCGCCUCUCUAGACUCCUGUCCAAGCUCCCAGGGAAAACCCUGAGUUUCUCUGAUAGAGAAAAUGGAACAAGGCGCACACUGCUGUUUUACCCAGCCCCCUUCGCCCCUGUGGGUUGUCGUACUUAUGCCGAUGCAGUGAACCCGGUUGGUAGCAAAGCUGUCCUGGUCACUGGCUGUGACUCUGGAUUUGGGUUCUCCUUGGCCAAACAUCUGCACUCAAAAGGCUUCCUUGUGUUUGCUGGUUGCUUGAUGAAGGACAAAGGGGAUGUUGGAGUCAAGGAACUGGACAGCUUGAAGAGUGAUAGACUGAGAACCGUUCAGCUCAAUGUCUGCAAAAGUGAGGAGGUGGAGAAAGUGGUGGAGAUUGUCUGCUCGAGCCUGGAGGACCCUGAGAAAGGCAUGUGGGGCCUGGUUAACAACGCAGGCAUCUCAUCGUUCGGGGAGGUGGAGUUCACCAGCAUGGAGACCUACAAGGAAGUGGCGGAAGUGAACCUCUGGGGCACAGUGCGGGUGACGAAAUCCUUUCUCCCCCUCAUCCGAAGGGCCAAAGGCCGCGUGGUCAACAUCAGCAGCAUGCUAGGCCGCAUGGCCAAUCCAGCCCGCUCCCCGUACUGCAUCACCAAGUUCGGCGUGGAGGCUUUCUCUGACUGCCUGCGCUAUGAGAUGCAUCCUCUGGGUGUGAAAGUCUGUGUGGUGGAACCCGGCAACUUCAUCGCUGCCACCAGCCUCUACAGCCCUGAGCGCAUCCAGGCCAUUGCCAAUAAGAUGUGGGAUGAGCUGCCUGAGGUGGUGCGCAAGGACUAUGGCAAGAAGUACUUUGAUGAGAAGAUUGCCACCAUGGAGACCUACUGCAACAGUGGCUCCACUGACACGUCCCCUGUCAUCAACGCUGUCACCCAUGCCCUAACUGCUGCCAAACCCUACACCCGCUACCAUCCCAUGGACUACUACUGGUGGCUGCGAAUGCAGAUCAUGACCCAUUUGCCUGGAGCGAUUUCUGACAGGAUCUAUAUACAUUGAAGAGUUUCCAGCUGGCCUCUGUUGGGAGCCCUGGUGGGACGGAUGCGAAGGGAGGGAGGGAUGGAGGGAGGAAGGAGCUUGUAAUGAAGUCACCUCUUCAUUACCCACUUGUGGAUUGUCUACCAUCCCAGGAGGACCUCACUACCAGUUUUAGUGCCAACUGGAGGGGGCACCCAGCCUGGGCCUCCUCAGUAGGGUUUUAGAGUGGUGGGCAGGGCCCCUAAACCUCAGGGCAAACAUGUUGCAUCUAUCUUUCUGGAGUUGAUUUCAUACCAAGAUUUUUGGGAACCAUCUUUAUAUUAAAAGCAGAUUUAUUAUAAAAUAGAA
Messenger RNA from Pteronotus mesoamericanus, 1632 nucleotides. It is a transcript of the gene BDH1, whose product is annotated as 3-hydroxybutyrate dehydrogenase 1. The record is from RefSeq and is a predicted model, not a curated record. The transcript is spliced from 7 exons. Gene Ontology annotation, biological process: steroid metabolic process. The coding region runs from base 274 to 1305 and encodes 343 amino acids. Gene Ontology annotation, molecular function: 3-hydroxybutyrate dehydrogenase activity. Lineage: Eukaryota; Metazoa; Chordata; Mammalia; Chiroptera; Mormoopidae. Gene Ontology annotation, cellular component: intracellular membrane-bounded organelle.